Messenger RNA from Cyphomyrmex costatus, 579 nucleotides. RefSeq lists its product as uncharacterized. The record is from RefSeq and is a predicted model, not a curated record. The transcript has a single exon. The coding region runs from base 1 to 579 and encodes 192 amino acids. Gene Ontology annotation, molecular function: zinc ion binding; nucleic acid binding. NCBI's taxonomy places the organism in Eukaryota, Metazoa, Arthropoda, Insecta, Hymenoptera, Formicidae.
AUGGCCGACAUUCGGAUUACCAAUUUGGAGGAUUCCAUCGACAAAGAGGUCUUGGAGAGUAUCCUACAGGUAGGUAUGUGUAGCAGAGAUAAAGUAAGGAUGGGAAAGAUUACUCUUGCUACAGGUGAUUUGGGUGCGAUGUGGAUUCGUCUUCCCGUGGUGGCGGUUAAGGCUGUUUGUAAGGAAGGGAAGAUUAGCUUCGGUUUGACGGUGGUGCGGGUGGAGUUGUUUCCGGCAAGGCCACUUCAGUGUCACAAGUGUUUGGAGGUCGGUCACAUUAGAUCGCAAUGUAAGAGCGAGAGGGAUUUUACCACCUCUUACUAUAAGUGUGGACAACUAAGUCAUCGAGCAAGGGAUUGCGUUUCGCGAUUUCACUGUAUAGUGUGUGAGCACAAAGGUAAGGAGGUAAACCAUAGAGUUGGCAGCUUGGGUUGUGAGUCGGUUUCGACAAGUGGUGGCAGCGACUAUUCUUCGUCUGCUCAAGAGGGAGGAUCGGUGAGCAUCCCAAAUAGGAUGAAGAAGAAGAAAGGUAGGGUGAAAACUUCGGGGAAGAUUUCUUCUCUGCUCAGGGAGGUCUAA